UAUUUAUUAGACUCAGGUAUGUUGUGCGAAAUACCAUUAUAGACAUUGCAUCUCAUGUUUAAAACUAUGGUUUUAUGCAUUUUUAUUGUAAACUUGAUAAUAUCUGAGAUUUCUAAACCCCACUAGCAUUUUAUUAUUAUAAUAAUUAUUUAUAACACAGCUUGUUAUGUAAAGUGGACUUAUGUAAUGGAUCUCAGGUUAUAAGGGUUCUAAUCUAAAGGGAUUUCUAAGGCUUCAUUUUAACCCCUCGUCAGUGUAAGUCGGCCAUCAUGGCGUCAGGUUUACUGGUUUGUGCUGCCUGGUAUUACACUAUCAUAGCUGGUUUUUACAUACUCUACUGCCCUGUCAUGUAUUUAAUGUUUCUGAAACACAUAUUCUACAGAAAAGUUGUUGAUGUGCUAUUUGCAUUAUGGGAGCUGUAUCCAGUGGCUCUGUUUCAAUGGUGGUACAAGUCGGAAUUACAUCAUUAUGGCGAUUAUGUCGAUCCAAAUGAAACUACAAUCAUCGUCAUGAAUCAUCGUACAAGAGUGGACUGGAAUUAUGUUUGGAUCGCUUUGUACCACGCAACACAAAAGCCUUAUAAGAAUAUUGAGUGCAUCUGUAAAGGGAAAUUUAUUGACAAACCCCCAGAUGUUAGGUCAGAUAUUCUUGAUGUCAUGGCCAGGGGAAAGUCAAAGAUUAAAUUUGUUUUGAAAGACGAAAUCAAGACCAUUCCUGGAAUGGGUUGGAUUAUGCAAUUAAACUACUUUCUCUACGUGAAGAGGAACUGGCAGGAGGACCAAGUGAACAUGUCACAGUUCGUGGAUUACUACAAAAGGCUGCGAUACCAUCCGCGCGUGGUGCUGUUCCCCGAAGGCACUGACUUGAGCGACGAUAAUAAACGGAAAAGUCAGAAGUAUGCACUUUCGAAAAAACUACCGAAUUACGAAUACGUACUCCAUCCGCGUACAACCGGCUGGGCGGUGCUCUGCUCACGUAUGAGGAGUUCUGGACUGGCGUCAGUGUACGAUGUCACAGUCGCUUACGACACACCAGCUCAGACUGAACUGGACUUAUUGAGGGGGAUAAUCCCUAAACAUAUCCACUUCCAUUUCAAACGGUACCCUAUCGAGGAUCUACCUUGCGAAGAAGAUGAAUUAAGAAUUUGGCUUCAAGAUCGGUGGAAAGAGAAAAAUAUUAGCCUGGAAAGAUUUCACAGAGAUGGUACAUUCAUAGAUUUCGUAUCGAAGAAUCCUCCGAAAAAGAAUGAAUCCAAAUCGCUCCUAAUUGCAAAGUUAGCGUUCGUUUUCUGGACGGCUAUUGAUAUUUUAUUUCUUUACUGUAUUUUAUUCAGCGUGUUAUUCAAGUUUUGGGUUAUCUACCACACUCUGCUGUUCAUUUUUGUGACAAAAUAUUUUGGAGGCUUUCAUAAUAUUCAAUAUAGGAUUCUGGAUAAAGUUAACAUUUACGAAAAGUUCUUUUGAAUCCAUUCAUUAGCUAACUAAUAUCUUAUGUAGAACAAAACUUCUUAUAUUUUCAGUUGAUCGUUUGUUCCUGAAAUUAAAUUAUUAUUUUGAUUGUAUUU
This is a messenger RNA of Maniola jurtina (meadow brown), 1564 nucleotides long. Its product is annotated as lysocardiolipin acyltransferase 1-like. NCBI's taxonomy places the organism in Eukaryota, Metazoa, Arthropoda, Insecta, Lepidoptera, Nymphalidae. Bases 270 to 1463 code for a protein of 397 amino acids. Gene Ontology annotation, molecular function: acyltransferase activity. The transcript is spliced from 8 exons. The record is from RefSeq and is a predicted model, not a curated record. Gene Ontology annotation, cellular component: endomembrane system.